GCUGGGACUGCACUUCCUGGAGAAACGCUCCCUCGGGGGAGUUUCGCCCGGGCUCCCUGUUUCACCUAGAGAGAGGAGGAGCAACACCUGUCCAAAAUGAAGGAUCGGCUGGAGCAGCUGAAAGCGAAACAGGACCAGGAUGAUGCCGACGAUGACCUGGAAAUUGCCAUCGAUAACACUGCUUUCAUGGAUGAAUUCUUUGCAGAGAUCGACGAGACUCGGCAGAAUAUUGACAAAAUUUCAGUGAAUGUAGAAGAGGCAAAAAGGCUGUACAGUGUUAUCCUGUCUGCCCCUAUCCCUGAACCAAAGACAAAGGAUGAUCUGGAACAGCUCACGGCAGAUAUCAAGAAAAUGGCUAACAGCGUCCGAAACAAACUUAAGAGUAUGGAGCGGAACAUUGAGCAGGAUGAGGUUCGAUCAUCAGCUGACCUGCGGAUACGGAAGUCCCAGCAUUCAGUCCUUUCCCGAAAAUUCGUUGACGUGAUGACAAAGUACAAUGAGGCACAGGUCGACUUCCGGGAACGGAGCAAAGGGAGGAUCCAGCGGCAGCUUGAGAUCACUGGGAAGAAUACGACAGAUGAGGAGCUGGAGGAAAUGUUAGAGAGUGGGAAUCCAUCAAUAUUCACAUCCGGGAUCAUGGAUUCCCAGAUCUCAAAGCAAGCACUGAGCGAGAUUGAGGGACGGCAUAAGGACAUUGUGCGGCUCGAAAGUAGCAUCAAGGAGCUUCAUGACAUGUUUGUGGACAUUGCCAUGCUGGUGGAAAACCAGGGAGAAAUUGUAGAUAAUAUAGAACUCAACGUGAUGCACACCCUAGAUCACAUAGAGAAAGCUCGCGAGGAGACCAAAAAGGCCUUGAAAUAUAAGAGUAAGGCACGCAAGAAAACAAUAAUUAUCAUUGUGAUAGUGGUUGCCUUGCUGGGCAUUGUAGCACUCAUUAUUGGACUUUCAGUAGGGCUGAAGUAAAAGCAGCCAACAAGGCUGCUGGCUCUGAACCACACUCCCAAGCUCUUCCUGGGUUGGUAGCAAGACCUCCCUUUCUGAUCCUUACUACUGUGGUGUGACCUUCCCCUACCUACCCUCCAGCCUGACCUCUUGGAUUAAAUACGAAUGGUUCCCUGCAGAAUGAGUUCACUUACAUCUGUGCUUCCUGUGAGAGCUACGUGCUGUUCCAGUUCUUUCCUUGGAAAGCCAGAAGACUCUAUUGUGCCUUGCUGCAUCCAGGAAGUCCACGAACACAGGGCGCUCCAGAGAGAACCUCCCAUGAAAUCUGCCCCUCACCCAUCCCUUCCUUUCUUCCCACUUCACCUGCUGCCUCCAAUUCAAGCAUUUCCUGUUUUUAAGCCUUCAUCCUUCUGGAAUUUUCUACAAUACAGUGGAAUGAACCUUAAAAGGAAUUUUGGAGUCAUUGUUGCCUACCUCAUUGCCUUGUUUUCAGCUGUGCCUUUUUCUUAACAAUGCCCAGAUACGUACUGGAAAUGUUAGACAUUUUUGCUCUUCAAAACUGCCAGCAUUAAGAGUUAGGGCUCAAAGUGGUAUCUGCCGCGUAACUUCUUUCCACCAUCCCACUGUAUACUGAGGCUGGCCUUUGAAGGAUGGAGUAGAUUUUGCAUCUCCUACAAAUCUUAGCGCACUGGGAGUCCCUCAGUGCAUCUUGCCCUGGCAGCCCCAAAGAGAGGUCAGGUGCAAGGAAUGAUGUCGAACACUUAAUAGUGCAAGCUACUUCAUGGCGUUUGCAGUCAGCCAAGCCAACCUUGAGGAGAUAAAGGACCAUGGGCACAAAUGUAGCAACUCCAUAUAUGAAAAUACCAAAGUAUUCAGGCCAGGGUUCCUAAAUCAGGCUGACAGUUGCAUAUUGGGAUGCAACUAUUAAUACUCAAGCCCUCCAAAUCUGAGCUGUUUGUGUUCCAUCUGCUUCUCAGCUUGGAGGAGUGGGCAUUGCAGUGGAGGUUCCAUGCUUUGGGUACUUAGAACUGGUCUACAGGUAAAAGGAAAGCUGCCCUCAGAUUUCCAUAGAUAAAGGCACUCCUUGGCGGGGGGGGGGGGGGGUGUAUGUUUUUUCUGUAAAUUGGCUGGCCCGCUUCACUUGUUUGGAAUGUAAUUGAAUUUUCUAAGUGAAGUAAAAUGCAGUUAUUCCCUGCUUAUAAGUUUAAUUUUGUUUGAGUGUGUCUCUGUGCUGAAGGCAUAGUUGUGUGUCUGCUCCCCAAAAUAUAACGCUCCCUGUGUAAAUAGAUAUGUAUUUGUCUGAGGACAUAAGAAUUGUGAGGAAUCAAAGGCUUUGUUUGCUUUGAACUGUUACUUUU
Elgaria multicarinata webbii is the source of this 2300-nucleotide messenger RNA. RefSeq names its product syntaxin 3 (gene STX3). Gene Ontology annotation, cellular component: SNARE complex; postsynapse; synaptic vesicle. Lineage: Eukaryota; Metazoa; Chordata; Lepidosauria; Squamata; Anguidae. Bases 97 to 963 code for a protein of 288 amino acids. Gene Ontology annotation, biological process: intracellular protein transport; exocytic insertion of neurotransmitter receptor to postsynaptic membrane; synaptic vesicle fusion to presynaptic active zone membrane. The record is from RefSeq and is a predicted model, not a curated record. The transcript has 11 exons. Gene Ontology annotation, molecular function: SNAP receptor activity; SNARE binding.